AUGGCCAGGUUCAUGUCUGACAAACCCUCACAGAUUGCUGCGAUGCCUCCACCAUUUGGACCGGUAGCUUCCAUGCCAUCUGACGAGCUACAAGGUUCUCAGUCGAUCGAAGUUCCAUCAUCCUCCGAACUAUACUGCUCCCAUGACAUUCAUUCUGGCCAGCUAGGCCCUAGUAACGCUCCUGAUGAUGCCGCUACUAGCGAUCGAAACGUUGACGGUCUCUCCCAGGCUGUACAAGGCAUUGAUUUUUCGGAAAAGAAAUAUCAUGAUAGUCCCGAUUUUUCUAGUGAGGGUCCAGAAAAUGGAUUAUUGAAACGGGAGUCAUCCUUUGACGAGGAUGACCGCACCCAUCUGUCAAGUUCUUCGACCAAACCGACGAGUUUUGACUCGAAGAGCAUGGCGUCAGUCACCACAUUUGCUAUGGACGAGAAGGACUCUUUGCGUCCUGAUGAUAGUGCUAGCGUGCAAGCCAUUGACGAGGAAGAAUCUCUCUCCGGACCUGCUUCUGGUGCACCCAAUUCGUUGACGGGAUCCGAUUCGGGUGUUCGCGGGUUUAGGGACAUACAACGACCGCGGGCUAUACUUCAGCCGACAGGACCAGUGUAUCCCGACGGCACUCAGCAUAGUAACGGUGCUAUUCUUCCAGACGCGAUGUCCAGCGGCUUUAUCACCCCCAACUCGGAGGCCUUCCAAGCUGGACGACCCAUACAUGGUUUUCCGUCUGAGCCAGAUGAAAAGCUUCUUGAGGCCAUUAAAUCCCCUAAGGAUCGUCUUCUGAUUCUACAGCUAGAAGAGAAGGUUCGGCAUUUCAUACAGAACUCCAAGGAGCAUUCAUUGGAACUUCCUCCUUCCAAUGCUUUUGGGAGACUCUUGGCUCAUAAACUGGGCGACUACUACCAUCUGACCCACUUCGUGGAUAACAAUGUCACGUCAGUCAGACUUCACAGAACACCUUUCUGUCGACUGCCAACGCCCCUGUCCAUCAUAUAUGCUGCCAACAACAGCACGCCGCCACCUGCCAUGCCUGCCAUGAAGAUCAUGAGACGUGCAGGCAGUGAGCGACCUUCCACUGAGGGCAGCAUCGCAGCAAGCUCUGGUCAAUCGAAAGAUGGAUCGGAAGCUGGCGACAGCGGUAACGACGGAGAUCGUGGUGGUUCUUCUGCAGGUGCCACCCCGGCGAAAGAUAGACUAGCUCUUACCCGAGAGGAGCGAGAAGCCAAGUAUCAGGAAGCGCGCGAGCGCAUCUUCCGAGAUUUCCCUGAGUCAAAGGCAGCAGCCGAAACCGCGAAUGGCGACAGUAGCGCCAACAUGUCGCGCUCAAGUUCAACCAGCGGACGCAAGAAAACGCACCGACAGAAAACGCCGCAUGACGACAGCUUCGAAGCUCGGUCUCAGUUCAAUGCCUACUACCCUGGGAUGCAGUUUGGCAACGGUUCAGUGCCGUAUGGUACGGCUAUGAAUGAUCCGUCUUUCCCAAACCAGCCCUGCAUGGUUGGACCUGGAGUAUCCCCACCCAGUAUGGGCUAUACACCUAGUGUGCAGACUGGGGCCAUGUACCCAGGUCCCGUGAAUCAGAACACGAUGCCCCAUUACUCGAUGCCUGUCUCUCCCCAAAUGACGCCGAGUGGUCCGUGGCAAAAUGGGCCUGUUUCUCAGCAGUCUCCUUACACAGGAUAUGCAUCCAUCACUCAGUCGCCGGCAAUGGCGUCUACGAAAUCAUCACCUGCGCUUGGCAGCUAUCCUAUGCCCAACUCUGUACAAUACCAACAGACGCCCGGCUGGUCGACACCACCUUAUCCUGGCGGCUAUCCUCUUCCGCCUCAUCGCAACCACCCUCCUACCCAUGUCCCGGCCGCUUGGACAAAUUAUCAGACCCAACCGCCUACCCCUACUUCGUAUCCCUAUACUCAAUAUCCGGGCCAGCCAACGAGCCCUGCUAUGCAGCCUCACUCAGGCUCUCACCCUAUGCCUGGAAACUUUAGUCGGUCUCCUUUCAAUCCUCAAACCCGCUCGUUUGUUCCAGGUGGAGCAGCCACAUUAGCACGGCACCCUGCUAAGGGCGGUCAGCACGGCAUGGGCCCGUACCAAGGCCUGCAGCCCGGGGUCCUUCCACAGUGGAAUGGCUAUCAGGAUAUCAACAACAAGAGUCCGGAUGCAUUGGGGUCCGCUGGGCAGAGUCUCCCUCGCAGUAUACCCUCCGGUGGACGAGACUCAAUUGCCAAAUGGGGAACGCCAUCUCAUCUCCCUCCCAAGCCACCACCGUCCGAGGUGCCAUCCGAAUUCGACAUGAAGCAUCGAAAUGUGCCUACCUCAACUCCACCUUUUCCAAACACUUCGCUAAACAGCAAGAAUGGCCCGCUCGUUGUUUCCGGAGGAACUAUGUUACCACGAGCGAAUUGA
Molecule: messenger RNA, 2400 nt
Organism: Aspergillus aculeatus ATCC 16872
Lineage: Eukaryota; Fungi; Ascomycota; Eurotiomycetes; Eurotiales; Aspergillaceae
Product: putative R3H domain protein
Exons: 3
Coding region: 1-2400 (799 amino acids)
Biological process (GO): galactose metabolic process
Molecular function (GO): nucleic acid binding
Source: RefSeq, a predicted model, not a curated record